Drosophila hydei is the source of this 1721-nucleotide messenger RNA. RefSeq lists its product as uncharacterized. The transcript is spliced from 2 exons. Gene Ontology annotation, cellular component: membrane. Bases 317 to 1648 code for a protein of 443 amino acids. The record is from RefSeq and is a predicted model, not a curated record. NCBI's taxonomy places the organism in Eukaryota, Metazoa, Arthropoda, Insecta, Diptera, Drosophilidae.
UUCACCCCUGUUGUCGUUCAACCUACGUGCAUGGCGCUAUCUGCCGUUGUUGUGAUUCUGUGCGCUUAACACGCUCUCACAGCAAAAGAGUAGUUAGAGCUGUUUCACACCUCAUCUAGCUCUCUCUCCCACUCUCUUUAUUGGUACCAUUUACGUUUGUCGCUGUAAAUAACUGCACAGACUUUCAUUGCAGUACCAACAUACACACGGUACGCAUUUAGUGUUUUUUACUUCAUAAUUUAUUGACAACUUGUUGAGUGCGCGAUUACGAAAUAAGAUUUGCUUGCAUUUGCAAUUCAUUCACUAGUGGAUUGCAAUGUAUGUCAAAAACGUUUGCCUGUUUCUGGCACUGAUGCUGGGCCAACAGGUGUUGCCCAGUGCCAGUUGGCAGGCGCGCUUUGAGCCUGCGCUGCUCCAGCUGGAAAUGGAACGCAGUCACACAGUGCAUCUAACACUGUCGGACAUAACAGAUGAACUGCAGUUGGUGAAAGGUCGCUACAGCUUCCGCCUGCAAAGUACAGAUGCUCAGCUAGCCAGCGUGCCGGCUGAAAAUUCUAGCAUAUCUAUGGAGGAAGUUCAACACAAUCUCUGGAAUGGAAGCAUACGUAUCGAUGCAUACUUUCUUGGCGAGGCCAAGAUCCAAGUGCGGCUCCACGAUGCAGUCACAAAUACCAGCUCUGCGCCACAAAAUGCUGCCAGCAAUGAUAGCACGCUGCUGGUGCAGGUUGUGCGACCGCAGCGGAUCAUCGAUCACGUUUUUGUCGGCUCCAUCAUCUUGCUUAUGUCCCUGGUUUAUAUCAAUUUUGGUGCUGCACUCAACGUGGAUGUACUGCAGGGCUUGAUCACACGCCCAAUCGGGCCCUGCAUUGGUUUCAUCACCCAGGUGCUGGGCAUGCCGCUCCUUAGCUAUGCUUUGGGUGUCUUUAUUUUUCCCGAUUCGCCGGCCAUGCAGUUGGGCCUGUUCUUCACGGGCAUCGCACCGAGCGGUGGUGCAUCCAACACUUGGUCAGCGGUGCUAAGCGCCAAUAUAAAUCUCUCUGUGCUAAUGACCACUGUCAGCAAUGUGGCUGCCUUUGCCACGAUGCCGUUGUGGGUCUUUACGCUGGGUCAAUUAAUUUUCGAGCGUGCUGGCAUGGUGCUGCCCUAUGGCAAGAUCGCCAGCUACUGUGCCGCGUUGAUUGUGCCAUUGCUUAUCGGAUUGGCCAUACAACGCUGGCUGCCACGCUUGACUCAAGUGCUGGUCCGCCUGCUGAAGCCCAUCUCUGCAUGCCUUAUACUCUUUAUUGUGAUCUUUGCGAUUAUCACCAACUUUUACCUGUUUCAGCUAUUCUCCUGGCAGAUCGCCUUGGCGGGUUUGGCUCUUCCCGGACUUGGCUAUGCGGUUGCCUGGCUGGCGGCCAAGCUGUUGAACCAAAGUGCUUCUGACUCAUUGACCAUUGCUAUUGAGACGGGCAUCCAGAACACGGGCAUUGCGAUAUUCUUUUUGCGCACCACCUUGGAACAGCCGCAGGCAGAUCUGACCACAGUGGUGCCGGUGUCGGUGGCCAUUAUGACACCGCUCCCGUUGCUGGGCAUAUACCUAUAUCAACGCUGUUUUCGUCAGAAAAUUGGGGAAACCACAGCCGCCGAGCAUCAGCGCAUUGUCUAAAAGAAUAUAGGGCAUAGAAACAACCACUUCGCUUCCAGUUUUCUAUAUGUUCUUGCAAGAAUGUGCAAUUGUU